AUGGAUUCUGGAGGUUUCUAUCAAAAUAUGCAAGAUUCUUAUCAUCAUCCUCAACAACAACAACAACAACAACAACAAGAAUACGAUCAAACAGAACUUUUCGAAUAUAAUAAUGACCAAACUCCUGAAGUACUUAGACAUGCACCAAAUCUACUUGAAUCAUUAAAAUCAAAUAUAAAUCGUACAUUAUUAUUUGCGAAACUUUUUUAUUUUUGGUACUUUGCAGCAUUUGGUUCACUUUUCCCCCUUAUGUCUAUUUAUUUUAAACAAAUGGGCAUGGGUCCAUCGUAUUGUGGUAUUCUCAUGGGAUUUCGGCCAUUUGUUGAAUUUUUCUCGGCACCAUUUUGGAGUGUCGUAUCAACACGGUUUCGGCAAGCAAAAAAUAUAUUACUUAUGGCAAUACUGUCAUGGAUUAUCUUCACGGUUGCAAUUGGUCUUAUUAAACCACCUCCACAUUCAUGCUGGAGAGAAAUGAAUGCAACCCAUCAAAUUAUUGAACGUGUUGGAUUUUCAUCUAGUACAAUAUUACCGACAAUUAAAUUAAUUGUUAAACGACAAACUAUUAAACAAAGCAUAUUUUCUUUGAAUAAAACAAAAGAUAGAAUUAGUGAUCAGAAUCUAUUGAUUAGUUCAACGAUAGCAACAUCAUCUAGAAGACGAAAAAUAACAAUUAAAACGACAACUUUACUUUCAAAAUUAAAUGAUGAUGAAGAUGAUGAUUUUUAUGAUAUUAAUGAAGGCAAUCUGGCUAAUGAAAAAGAUCGAUUAACAACGCAAAACAAUUAUGAACAACAACAAUCGAAUUUAAUAAAUAUUUUACCUAUUGAUCAACCUAAAAAGCCGAUGGGUAAUCCAUUAACGAUAAAACAUAUAGAUUUAUCAUUCGUUAAAUCACUGGCAUCACCCAUACUCUAUGAAAAAAAAGAUGUUCACAAUGUUUUCAUGGUCUUUUUACUUCUUAUUAUUGUUGGUGAAUUUUUUAGUGCACCAGCAAUUACAUUAGCUGAUGCUUGUACAUUAUCGUAUUUAGGUCAAGAUACUGAACUAUAUGGACGACAACGUAUGUUUGGUAGUUUAGGCUGGGGCUUAGCUAUAUUUAUUGUGGCUACUAUUCUUGAUCAAUCCAAGUCACUUACAUUGCACGCUUGUGGCACAAGUGGACCACUCGAAAAAAAUUAUACAGUUUGUUUUGCAGCAUUUAGUGUUUGUAUGACAUUUGCAUUAAUAACUGCGACACGUUUUCAAUUCUCUUAUGAUAAAAAUGAACAACUGCCACUACUAAAAGCAAAUGUCAAUACAAAUGAAUAUAAUACACAAGAAUUUGAUGUUAAUUCAAUAAAACAGAACGCUUUUUCAACGUCAAAUACGAUUAAAUUGAUGCAACUCAUUCAAAUAUUUAUGACAUUUAAAAAUGGUACAUUUCUUUUUAUAGCAUGGUGGAUGGGAUGUGGUGUUGGUCUUGUAUUUACAUUUCUUUUUUGGCAUUUACAAGAUCUUGGUGGAUCACCAACACUUUUUGGUGUUGCUUCGAUUAUAAAUCAUACAAGUGAAUUAUUUGCUUAUUUUUUCUUACAUGAACUUAUUCAUCGUCUUGGACAUAUAAAAAUUUUAUUUUUGGGUUUAUUAGGAAAUUUUAUUCGUUUUUUCUAUAUAUCAAUUAUAUCAAAUCCAUGGUUGGUCUUACCAUUUGAAUUUAUACAAGGACUUACACAUGCUGCUGUGUGGGCAACAGCUUGUUCGUAUUUGUCUCAAACAACACCAGAAAAUCUAAGAAUAUCGUGUCAAGGCCUUCUUCAAGGUUUUCAUUUUGGUUUUGGACGAGGUUGUGGAGCUUUAUUUGGUGGUUUUCUUGCUUCCUAUUUCGGUACUGAUAUAACAUUUCGUGUCUAUGCAAUAAUAUCGUUAAUUUUGAUGGGUGUUUUUAUUUAUCUCAAUCGAAAGUAUCAACAACGACAACAACCAAUAACGAGUGUUGAACGUGCCAGUUUUAGUGUAGACGAUCCACAUCAAUUUUUGGGUAAUUCUUCACUUCUUGCUCCACACGGUGCACCAACGAAUCCAAAAUGGCAAACCAAAUUUUCAUCAGGUCUAAGAGCUGGUAUUAAGCAAGACCAAUUGUAUUCAUCACCGUCGGUAAUCGUGAAACAGUUUAAUAAUCCAACAACAGAAGAUGACUACCAUAAUUAUCAUCAUGGUUAUUGA
Molecule: messenger RNA, 2202 nt
Organism: Rotaria socialis
Lineage: Eukaryota; Metazoa; Rotifera; Eurotatoria; Philodinida; Philodinidae
Source: the annotation of a GenBank genome assembly